Messenger RNA from Ostrinia furnacalis (Asian corn borer), 2235 nucleotides. Its product is annotated as fructose-bisphosphate aldolase-like. Gene Ontology annotation, biological process: glycolytic process. Bases 1 to 1461 code for a protein of 486 amino acids. The record is from RefSeq and is a predicted model, not a curated record. The transcript has 9 exons. Gene Ontology annotation, molecular function: fructose-bisphosphate aldolase activity. Lineage: Eukaryota; Metazoa; Arthropoda; Insecta; Lepidoptera; Crambidae.
AUGGACGCAAACACAAGUGCUGGCAUAGACGGAAUUAGUACUAAAGCUAUCAAAUGCAUUAAGAAUAUUAUUGCCAGUAAUUUAGCUGAGAGUGUCAAUAAAUGUUUCUCUGAGGGAUACUUUCCGAAUUCUCUCAAGAUUGCUAAGGUCACACCGAUACACAAAUCUGGCAGCAAAAUGGACCCUAACAACUAUAGGCCUAUAUCGGUGUUACCAUAUGGUUUUCGGCCCAAAUCAAAUACUGUUUCUGCUACUGUAGACUUAGUCACAAGAAUUAAAACAAAUAUUGAUGAGAAAAAAAUUACAUUAGGAAUAUUUAUCGAUUUACAGAAGGCUUUUGACACGAACAGACGCCAAAUUGUUAAGAUUGGCAAUGAGCAGAGUGAGCCCCGGACAGUUUCUUGUGGUGUUCCGCAGGGAUCGAUCCUGGGCCCCUUACUGUUUCUCAUAUACAUUAACAAUAUAAGUGAAAUAGGCCUCCAUGGGGACGUCUUCCUAUAUGCGGAUGAUACAAAUUUAAAAUUCCACAGUCUUCACAAAUAUCUCUUAUCAAGGCCCCUCUAUCCCCAGGCUCUCUCCGAGAACAUCUCCGGAGUGAUCCUCUUCCACGAGACGCUGUACCAGAAGGCGGACGACGGCACGCCGCUGGUCAGCCUGCUGGAGAAGCGCGGCAUCAUCCCCGGCAUCAAGGUCGACAAGGGCGUCGUCCCGCUGUUCGGAUCUGAGGACGAGUGCACCACCCAGGGUCUGGACGACCUUGCCCAGCGCUGCGCCCAGUACAAGAAGGAUGGUUGCCACUUCGCCAAGUGGCGUUGCGUGCUGAAGAUCGGUCGCAACACGCCGUCCUACCAGUCUAUCCAGGAGAAUGCUACUGUUCUGGCCCGCUACGCUUCCAUCUGCCAGAGCCAGCGUAUCGUGCCCAUCGUGGAGCCCGAGGUCUUGCCUGAUGGUGAGCACGACCUUGACCGCGCCCAGAAGGUCACCGAGGUGGUGUUGGCUGCCUGCUACAAGGCUCUCAGCGACCACCACGUGUUCCUCGAGGGUACCCUGUUGAAGCCCAACAUGGUGACCGCCGGCCAGUCGUGCAAGAAGACGUAUACUCCCAUGGACGUCGCACGCGCUACCGUCACCGCUCUUCUCCGGACCGUGCCCGCUGCCGUUCCCGGCGUCACAUUCCUCUCCGGUGGCCAGUCUGAGGAGGAGGCCUCCGUCAACCUGAACGCCAUCAACGCGGUUGACCUCAAGCGACCCUGGGCCCUGACCUUCAGCUACGGUCGCGCUCUCCAGGCGUCCGUGCUCCGUGCCUGGGCCGGCAAGCCUGAGAACGUUCUCGCUGGACAGCAGGAGCUUCUGAAGAGAGCCAAGGCUAACGGCCAGGCCUCCCAGGGCAAAUACGUCGCUGGAUCAGUAACAGGUGUGGGCGCCGACUCCGGCCUUUUCGUUGCCAACCACGCUUACUAAACACACACUUUUCCACACUAGCAACACUCGGUCUAUGCACCGUUUGACAGAUUGACAGAUGUUCGCGCGCCAUUUUCUUUUCGUGGUCCAAUUAUGAAAUAGUGACGUGUCACACCACUCACAAAGCCAUGUCGAUAUCAAUUUUUUUGCUAUUUUAAUUACUACAAAAUUAUGUCUGAAUCUUCUUGUGACGCGUCUUUUAUUUCGCGGUCCAUAAAAAUGUCGGUUUGACAGUUAAAUUAGCUGUCAAAAUGCGAUUUAUCGACACUAUUAACUUUUGUCGAUAUAAUCGCUGACAAAACAACUGAAACUAUCAUUUUUCUAUGAACAUUCUAGUUUUUUUUUUAGUAAAACGCAUAAUUAUGUAAGCAUAUGCCUCGAAUAUAAGAUCAACAUUGGUCACGUAGAGUGUGUAGUGUUGUAUUCGUAUGUUGAGAUUAUAGAUUAGUGCUUCAUCGAUUGCGUAGAAUAUUAAAAGGCGUACAACUUAGCUUGCAAAGAUUCUUAAAUCUAUUUUGAUGUUAAAAAUAUAUGAGCAUUUAAAAAAUGUUGUAUCGUCUCAAAAAAUAUGUCGAUUCUAUUCAGAAGAGUCAUUGCAAGAAGAGUAAAAUGUUGAAAUUAUAUCUAGAAAAAUAUUAGAUCGAUGUUGUUAAAUCAAAUGUUAAAAAUUUAUUUUUAAAUUGUAUUAAGUAUUACAGAAACGGUACAUACUGUUAAUUUUUAUCCAUUUAUAUGGUUUUAUAUUUAUUAUCAUUUUAGUUGUAAUGUAAUUUU